AUGGCCACCGGGGUGUGGCCCGUAGCCGCCGUAUCACUGGUGCUCCUCCUCUGUUCCUCCAUCCCAAAAUCUGAAUCCCAACAAGAGUACGUCAACAACAAACAACUAAAUUGCUCCCAGCACGAAACCAACGCCACAAAUGGCAACCUCUGCAACAGUGUUCCAUCAUGCGCAUCCUACCUCACCUUCAAAUCUUCCCUCCCAGAUUACACCACCUCUAUCUCCAUCUCUUACCUCCUCAAUUCCAGCACCUCCGCCAUGGCCGCCGCAAACAACAUCACAGAUGUCCAAUCCAUCCCCGCCGAAACCCUCAUCACCGUUCCCAUCAACUGCUCCUGCUCCGGCCUCUACUAUCAGCACAACGCCUCUUACAACAUCAAAGUACAGGGCGAAACCUACUUCUCCAUCGCCAACAACACAUACCAGUCCCUCACCACGUGUCAGGCUCUCAUGGACCAAAACACCUACGGUGAACGUGACCUCGUUGCGGGUCUCGACCUCCACGUGCCUCUAAGAUGUGCCUGCCCCACCCAGAAACAGAGCGAAGCAGGGUUCAAGUACUUGCUCACUUACUUGGUUUCUCAAGGAGAAACGGUUUCUUCCAUCGCUGAAAUCUUUGGUAUUGACCAACAGAGCAUCCUCGAAGCAAACGAGCUUUCUGAUACCUCCUUUAUUUUCUACUUCACGCCGAUUUCAAUUCCUCUAAAAACAGAGCCGCCAACGAAUUUACUGAGAGCAGCGGCUCCCCCGAACGACUCCCCGUCACCGCCGCCUCCGGCGGCGGAGGAAGACUCGGACUCUUCCAAGAAAUGGGUCAUUAUCGGAAUCGUGGUUGGGGUUGUUGUGCUGCUUCUUGUCUGCGCUGCUCUAUUUUUCUUCUGUUUCUAUCGGCAGCGACGGGUACAACAGCCAUCGCCGACUCCGGCAGCGAAGGCUUUCUCGGGCCCCACCCAGAAACAGAGCAACGAAAUGACUCUUCCGACGUCGCAGUCGUGGUCUCUUUCUUCGGAAGGGAUUCGUUACGCGAUCGAGUCGUUGAGCGUGUACAAGUUUGAGGAGUUGCAGACGGCGACAGUGUUCUUCAGUGAAGAGAACAAAAUCAAGGGUUCUGUUUAUAGGGCUUCAUUCAAGGGUGAUUAUGCUGCGGUUAAGAUUCUCAAAGGGGAUGUGUCGAGUGAGAUCAACAUUCUCAAGAGGAUUAACCACUUCAAUGUUAUAAGAUUGUCGGGUUUUUGUGUUCACAAAGGUGACACCUAUCUGGUGUACGAGUUUGCCGAGAAUGAUUCUCUCGAAAAUUGGCUGCAUAGUGGUAAUAAGAAGUACGAGAAUUCGGUGUCUCUGAGUUGGGUGCAGAGGGUUCAUAUUGCUCAUGAUGUUGCUGACGCUCUUAAUUAUCUUCAUAACUAUACCAGUCCUCCUCAUGUGCAUAAGAAUUUGAAGAGUGGGAACGUGCUUUUAGAUGGGAAUUUCAGGGCAAAGGUUUCGAAUUUUGGGUUGGCGAGAGCGGUGGAGGGUGAAGGGGAUGACAGGGGAUUUCAAUUGACAAGGCAUGUGGUGGGGACUCAAGGGUACAUGUCACCUGAGUACAUUGAGAAUGGUUUGAUUACUCCAAAGAUGGAUGUUUUUUCGUUUGGAGUUGUGCUUUUGGAGCUUCUUUCAGGGAGAGAGGCUGUUGGUGGGGUUAAGAAUGGAUCUGGGGAGCAGAUGCUGUCGCUGACUGUGAAUCAGGUGCUUGAAGGAGAGAACGUUAGAGAGAAACUUCGAGGUUUCAUGGAUCCAAAUCUGAGAGAUGAAUAUCCUUUGGAACUGGCUUAUUCCAUGGCUGAACUUGCCAAACGCUGUGUUGCUCGUGACCUCAAUGCAAGACCACAGAUUUCUGAGGUUUUCAUGACUUUGUCCAAGAUUCAAUCCUCUACGAUGGAUUGGGAUCCCUCUGAUGAGCUUGAACAGUCUAGAUCUGUCAGCCAAAUUUCUGAUAGCAGAUAGAUGAGGAACUUGGCGUUAUGAUAUUGUCAAUAGCUUCAAUGGAAUAAAGAGUUUUUUUAAAUUUUGAA
This is a messenger RNA of Vigna angularis (adzuki bean), 2054 nucleotides long. Its product is annotated as protein LYK5. Gene Ontology annotation, biological process: protein phosphorylation. The record is from RefSeq and is a predicted model, not a curated record. Gene Ontology annotation, molecular function: protein kinase activity; ATP binding. The transcript has a single exon. NCBI's taxonomy places the organism in Eukaryota, Viridiplantae, Streptophyta, Magnoliopsida, Fabales, Fabaceae. Bases 1 to 1986 code for a protein of 661 amino acids.